This is a messenger RNA of Cantharellus anzutake, 1169 nucleotides long. RefSeq lists its product as uncharacterized. The coding region runs from base 262 to 1062 and encodes 266 amino acids. The record is from RefSeq and is a predicted model, not a curated record. Lineage: Eukaryota; Fungi; Basidiomycota; Agaricomycetes; Cantharellales; Hydnaceae. Gene Ontology annotation, molecular function: RNA binding. Gene Ontology annotation, biological process: box H/ACA snoRNP assembly; ribosome biogenesis. Gene Ontology annotation, cellular component: sno(s)RNA-containing ribonucleoprotein complex. The transcript has 5 exons.
AGUUGUGAAGCAGGCCAAUAUUGCAAGAAUCGAGGACGAGAUGGAGAUCGUACUAAUAGGCGAAAUCCAAAAAAUUGUUGGGACCGCUGUCAUCGUUCAUCCUCUGUAGAUGGGCAUUCACGUGUGCUCGAUACAGACAGUCUACUAGUCUUCGAGGAUAGGACUGUGUUAGGUUAGUGAGUCCCGUUUCUUUCCUUGUUCCAAGACAACACCAGUAAAUUCCGCCAGUUAUUCGAGUCGUUUGGCCCGGUCAGGCGACCCAUGUAUGUCGUGCGAUUCGAUUCGGAGUCAGACAUUGACACCGAAAGGGUACAAGCCCAGAGAAAGGUGUUCCACGUCCCCAAACGAAGCACAUUCCUUCACACUUGGCAAUUGCGCUCGAAAGGAUGCGACGCGAGCAAUAUCGAGAACGACUUCAGUGAUGACGAACAAGAAUCGAGGCACCGGCGAAUGCUAAAAAAGCCAAAUCGGACGCGAAAUGGAAAGGGAGACAAUUUCCCCUUGCAAAAAAGUUUGUUUCCUGGUGAUCCGACACCGGAAGAACAGGAAAUAUAUUAUGGUGAUGCUGACGAGGGCACACUGUACCCACCUCUGUCUACCCCGCAACGGCCGGUGCCUUCUGCCUAUGAGGAGUUCUCGCCGGGCGACCAGCCCAAUGGCCUUAUCGAUCCUGGAGACGUCUCGCAGCAAGAUAGCUACAUGCGCCGAGUGGGGUAUGGACGAAGUCACCACGCCGGACACUCAAGACCGGGCGACAGUUCACCUGGACACAUAAAUAACUAUGACCCCCGUAAUCCGGUCACCGGUAGACCGAUGUCCCCCACGUCUUUGGCUAUUGCAAAAGCAACUGGCCAAUGGAACGACUUGCCUAUUGGGCAGAAUGUCCCCGAAUUUGGAAAUCAUAGCCCUUGGAUCGCAUUUGACAACAUGGCGUUGCCGCUCAGAACCCUUUCUUUGGGAACUGCCACUCCCCAACCAACGCAGCCCUAUCAACAACAAAGGACACCAUUCGGUGCCGCAUACGAUCCAAAAUAUCCUGGGGCGUCACAUGCGCAAUCAUAAAACAUACAUUUCGAGUUUGGGUAGAGCGAGGCUCGUGGUCUUUUUUUUGGAUACUUGUACAUAUAUUGUUAUUUUCGCCCAUACGACUCCGAAACUUUGCAAUACCG